CAGGCUACACCACGGCAGCAACGAGCCACACACCGCCCGCACCCGCCACCGGCCACACAGACACCGACGACGAUGACGGCCGGCCAGCCGCUCCGCACCGAGCCAGCCCAGCCCCAGCGCAUGCGCCACAGCAGCCCGCCGGCGCUCCACGCGGCCGUCGUACCGUCGUACCCGCCCCCGGAGUCGGACGACAACGAGUCAUGGGUCUGGUCCCAGAUCAAGGCCGAGGCGCGCCGCGACGCCGACGCCGAGCCGGCGCUGGCAUCCUUCCUCUACGCCACCGUGUUGUCCCACCCUUCCCUCGACCGCUCCCUCGCCUUCCACCUCGCCAACAAGCUCUGCUCCUCCACCCUCCUCUCCACGCUCCUCUACGACCUCUUCGUCGCCUCGCUCGCCACGCACCCGUCCCUCCGCGCGGCCGCCGUCGCCGACCUCUUAGCCGUGCGGUCCCGGGACCCCGCGUGCGCCGGGUUCGCGCACUGCCUCCUCAACUACAAGGGCUUCCUCGCCGUGCAGGCGCACCGCGUCGCGCACGUGCUGUGGGCGCAGAGCCGACGCGCCCUGGCGCUCGCGCUCCAGUCCCGCGUCGCGGAGGUCUUCGCCGUCGACAUCCACCCGGCCGCCGCCAUCGGCAAGGGUAUCCUCCUCGACCACGCCACGGGCGUCGUCAUCGGCGAGACCGCCGUCGUGGGCGACAACGUCUCCAUCCUCCACCACGUGACGCUGGGCGGGACCGGGAAGGCGGUGGGCGACCGGCACCCCAAGAUCGGCGACGGCGUGCUCAUCGGCGCCGGCGCGACCAUCCUUGGCAACGUGAUGAUCGGCGCCGGCGCGAAGAUCGGCGCCGGGUCGGUGGUGCUCAUCGACGUGCCGCCCAGGAGCACCGCGGUGGGGAACCCCGCGAGGCUGAUCGGCGGGAAGAAGGGCGAGCACAUGAUGCCGGGGGAGUCCAUGGACCACACCUCUUUCAUACAGCAGUGGUCGGACUACACCAUCUGAACCACUACACCUCCUUGUACGGAUUACAUCGUCCUGUACAACACUGUCGUGCUCGUCUCCAGGCAGAUGCACUGAAGCUCACUCUGUAAUUUUGGAAGCUGUUGAUGAGUACAAAUUUUACUCGAUCGAAUUGGCGUC
Phragmites australis (common reed) is the source of this 1137-nucleotide messenger RNA. RefSeq names its product probable serine acetyltransferase 1. Lineage: Eukaryota; Viridiplantae; Streptophyta; Magnoliopsida; Poales; Poaceae. The record is from RefSeq and is a predicted model, not a curated record. The transcript has a single exon. Bases 73 to 999 code for a protein of 308 amino acids. Gene Ontology annotation, molecular function: L-serine O-acetyltransferase activity. Gene Ontology annotation, cellular component: cytosol; cytoplasm.